AUGUUUGAUGCCUCCUACAACUCACGGAUAGUAGGUUGUACAGGAGUUCAGAAUGAUUAUCCGCAUGCUGGCUGUGGAGCACCUGUGAAUGAUGAGGCUAAUGAAGACUGCCUUCAGGAGCUGGAGCGUAUCAACAAAGAGAUUGAAACUGUAAGACACGAGGUGGAGCAGGAGCAAAGGCGAUUGUCACGCUACCAGACUGUACAGGCAGACAGCAGAAAUACUGUGCCUGAUUUACCUGUUUCCAAAUCUGAGGCUGCAGGUAAAAACGUAGACACAGGUUUGUGUGGACUGUCAUCAUACACAGACUUUACUAAAACAUACUCCCGACCAAGGAAGUACGUAGUUGACAACUCAAAACCAAGGACUGAUUUGGAAUAUGACCCUCUGUCCAACUUUUCUGCUGACUUGCGGUCUUACAACUCAUCGGGUAAAGAGCAAAAAGUAAAAAAUGGACAGUGUUUGAAAAGAUCAAAAAACGCUGUACCUUGUGACCAAAAGAAGCCAGUCACAUAUCAGGCUCAGCUUUCCAGAUUGCCAUCCCCAGAGCCACUUGAUGACCUGAAUGAAGAUGAUGUCUUGAUUAUAGACAUUCCUUCCUCGCCUGACAAAAAGAGAAGGCGAGUUCACAAACCUGAUGAUUCUGUUGUUGGCAGAUCCCUCCAGGAUAAAGUAGUUGAAUUGAAGGAGGUGAAAACAGCAGCUGUUUUACUUAAUUCUCCACCACUGCGCCGCGCAAAUGUUAAGGUGUGCAAGGUUACAUCAACGGUAGAAGAAAAUAGAGUUUAUAGUAAUUGCUGUGCUGAAAACAAUCAAGGUCUGUUUAAUCUUGAGAACGAAGGAUGUGAAAAUAUACCAGUUAAUAGGAGUGUAGUUGACUUAACUGGAUGUUUAGAAGACCUGGGAAGAAAAAGCCAGAAAAUUACUGAAUUUGCUGAAACCGUAACGGAGAAAAGUCCUGAACCUGUUAGUCUGUCUGCCACCAAAGACCAGCAAGAUCAAAACUGGAACAACCUGGUGGUUGAAAAGGAAGAAGACACAUUUCAGGUUCAAUUGCCUAAGUGUCACCUGCCCCAUAGUGUUGAGAAAAUGAAUCCACUGCAGCCAUAUAAUUUUCCACCAAACAGUUCACUUUUUUAUGAAGAUCCAGCUGCUGACUCCGUCUCACCAUGCAGGCAACACACCAAACAAGCCCAGACAACAGAGCUACCAGCUCAGAACAGAGUUGGUAAUCAAUGGUCUUAUGCAACAUGUGCACCAUCAGUGCUGCCGCACAGCCAGAAAACAUCAAGCAAAAUUUCAAUAGAGAUGCAGGGAAAAGCUGCUGUUAACCACGUUUCACAUGAGAGCUACCUGGAGCCGGCAGAACCCAUCUCAGGCAGGAGCCAAAGUUGGGCUCCGCAUAGUUCAUCAGUACCAAGUUUGACAGACAAAACUGAAUCAUCAUCCACUUCAACUGAGCAACCUUUGGAGAAGGUGGAUAACACGGUUAUAAUCACUGAUUCCAGCUCUGAUGACGAUCAGCUCAACUAUUCAGAAAUUGAGCUGUCUGACAGUGACCCCAUGGAGGAAUGCUACAGGAUCUUUAUGAAGGCAAAUGAGGAUAAGGGAAGUGAUGAGCAGCCAGAUGUGUCUGUUGGAGCUGUGAAUGUGGAGAAACCGGAGCUUAACGUCCAACCCCAAACACUGCCAGGAAAGAAGAGGGUAGCUCAUGAAGCCAAACUUACAGAGCAGCCAGUGGCUAAGAGCAGACCUCAGCCACAAGUGUUGGUUCCCCUAGAGAGGCCUGUAGUGUCAGGAUUUGCCUCCCACCCCUCCAUCUCCAAUAUCCAGCAGGUACAGCAGAGAGCCUCCAUGCUGGCUGCUUCAGGUAAAGGUGGACAGGCUUUUAUUUCCUCAAGCUGUCAGAGGAGGCCAGAGACACAGGGUGCAUCUUCUCCUGUAGCUCAAACCCCUGACAACCUGCAGCCUGCUCCUGUGCAAAAUGCUUACAUUAACUGCAUACCUUUGGGAAAUGCUGUGAUCAAAGUGGGCAACAACUUGCACUUGAUUGUCCCAGAAGGCACCUUCUCUCUGCCUGUUACUUGCAGUUCCAGUUCAGUUACCUCAGUGCUAACCCCAAUCAGUCAAGUGCAGAUGAGGACUGUUGCUGUGAAACAAACAUACCAUUCAGCUACAGGUGCCCCUUUGCAAAGGUGCCGCACAGCAGCUCCUGUGCUCAUUCCCGCGCUGGCACGUAAACCUUCGCUGACCUCUGCCUUUGCGUUGGCACAUUCAAGUUCUGCGGCUUCCACGACUCCUCAGGCUGCUGUUCAUGCAGCUGUUAAGCCAGUGCCUACUAAACGUAAGUUGAAGCAGCAGUGUGAGGCCGCCAAAGACAAAGUGCCGCAUGACAUCCGGCAGCGUUAUGUCAACAUGUUCACGGAGGAGUUCCUAAAAACAGCAGCCAGUGCCAAUGAUGCCUUUGAUAAGGCACUUGCUGAAGAGAGGGCUGUGUAUAAUCGCAGUGUGAACAAACUCAGAUAUCAGAGCGUUGCAGUGAAUGCACUGAAGAGGCUGAAGAACCAAAGUGCUGUUGCUGCUAAAGGUAGAAGUGAAGUCAGCAGCCAAAGAUUCAAAGGCAACAUUCCACUUAACCAGAAGAAUUUUAAAGGAAAUGAUGAUAUGGCAUUUUAUGAGAGUUUGAAGGACUAUAUUUUGACUGAGGAAAAGCUGAUUGAGAGCAACUAUCCUGUCCAGCACCCAGAGAAACCUGGUUGUGCUGUUCUUUUUGCUGACAAUAAGAAAGGCAACCCAGAGGCCUUGAAGAGGAUCUGCUGUCGAUGUGGGGCUACAUACUUUGUGAGCCAAACAGGCAAACACAUCCGUCAGGAGGAGUGUAAUUACCACUAUGGGAAAGGUGUUAAGAGUAAAGUGCCAGGUGGAGUUGAGACCCGCUACAGCUGCUGUGAGGGAGUCAUGGGAGCACCUGGAUGUCAGGUGUUCAAGUUGCAUGUCCAUGACUCCCUCAGCCUGGAUGGAUUUGUCUCAACUGUCCCAAGAUCAGUCUCCGAUACCAGCUGUCCUGGGGUCUACUCUUUGGAUUGUGAAAUGUGUUAUACCAUUCAUGGUCUGGAGCUGUCCAGAGUGACGCUGGUCAACUCUAGUCUGCAAGUCAUUUAUGACACCUUCGUUAGACCUGAUAAUGAGGUCAUCGACUAUAACACCAGGUUUUCAGGCAUCAGUGAGGAAGACGUGAAGGGUAACCACACCACGCUCAGAGAGGUUCAGGAGACCUUACUGAGCUUCAUUAGUGCCGACACCAUUGUGAUUGGACACGGCCUGGAAACGGACCUCUGUGCCCUGAAGUUGCUUCAUGGGAUGGUGGUGGACACAUCAGUGGUUUUCCCUCACCGUCUUGGAGCUCCUCACAAGCUGACCCUCAAUAGCCUCACUGCUGAGUACCUCAGGAGGAUCAUUCAAGAGAGUGUUUGUGGCCAUGACACUGCAGAAGAUGCUGCCGCCUGCAUGGAGCUUAUGUUAUGGAAGGUCAAAGAAGAUGGAAAACUGAAAAAAUGAUGGAAAUAAAAUAAAAAGCAGUUAUGGAAUUGACUGUCACAUCUUUUUGUGUGUAGCUAUUUGGCUUUGUUCUGAUUACAUGGGUGGGCUGUAUAUAUAUUUUUUUUUAAUUACGUCACUUCUGGAUUUGUGUUAAUGUAGUUUUUUUUUCUGUAUAUUCAAUUUUAAUUUGCAGCCCAUGUGUCUGUAUGAAUAUUGGUGUUUGUGCUGUUGUGUGCUAAAAAACCUGAAGGGGAGAGGUGUCAUAAGUAUUAAGUAA
Messenger RNA from Chelmon rostratus (copperband butterflyfish), 3817 nucleotides. RefSeq lists its product as uncharacterized. The coding region runs from base 1 to 3558 and encodes 1185 amino acids. Gene Ontology annotation, cellular component: nucleus. The record is from RefSeq and is a predicted model, not a curated record. Gene Ontology annotation, molecular function: exonuclease activity; nucleic acid binding. The transcript is spliced from 16 exons. Lineage: Eukaryota; Metazoa; Chordata; Actinopteri; Chaetodontiformes; Chaetodontidae.